Solanum verrucosum is the source of this 927-nucleotide messenger RNA. RefSeq lists its product as uncharacterized. The transcript has a single exon. The coding region runs from base 26 to 895 and encodes 289 amino acids. The record is from RefSeq and is a predicted model, not a curated record. NCBI's taxonomy places the organism in Eukaryota, Viridiplantae, Streptophyta, Magnoliopsida, Solanales, Solanaceae.
UCGCAAAAGUUUCCAUUUUUCCAAAAUGGGCUGCUGUUUCAGCUCCACCAGAAAACGCCACCGCUUGUCGCCGCCGUGUUCCGCCGUGAAAGGCCGAGAUCCACCGCCAUUGGAGGAAGAAACUGUCAAAGAAGUUCUUUCUGAAACACCCAUUCCCAAACCCCCCCACCCCUCACCACCAAAAGUCCUAAUCGACGACAAAGUAGCUGACUUUCCUCCAGUCAAAAUUGAAUCAACGGCUGUCGUUAAACCCAGAGAAGAAAUCAAGUUUGAAUCAGCGGUUGUUGUUAAACCCAGAGAUGAAAUGAAGUUUGAAUCGACGGCUGUGAUGAAACCUGAAGUGUCUGAAGAGCCUUCGGAGAUGUGUAGCUUUACUGAAAGCUAUUCCACGACGGCGACGGUGACGGAGAAGAGAGAGGAAGAUGGGGAAGUAACUCAGAGGUCACCGAUUAGAGUACAUAGGAAGAGGCAAAACACUGGAGAUCUCAACGGAGUUAGAGAGAGAAGCUUUCGGUCUCAGACGGGAAGAUCGGCGCCAUCUCCGGAGAAAAGAAGGUCGCCGGCUACGUCAAGGGGAGUACAGGGGAGGGGAAUGCCGCAACAGAGGCGAAAUGUGGGACCCCCAAAUGGGACCCGACGAGCUCCCACCGACAAUGGGGUUCGACGGUCGAAUUCUCCGGCGACACGUGGAACGGUGGAUGCACGUCGGAAUGUGAGAAACAGAAGUCCGGCGGCGCGUGAAACAGAAAAACCUGGUAAUCUAUCGCCGGCGAGAAACGCCGAGAACGAGGUAAGUAGUAGUAAAACUGAAAAAUCCAAAGAAGAAGUUCCGCCGGAAACCGGCGAGUCACUUGAAAAUCCUCUGGUUUCUAUGGAAUGCUUCAUUUUUCUGUAGGCGAAAGGAAGAAGAAAACAAAAACGUCGUCG